This is a messenger RNA of Penicillium pulvis, 1752 nucleotides long. Its product is annotated as Ser/Thr protein phosphatase family protein. The record is from RefSeq and is a predicted model, not a curated record. Gene Ontology annotation, biological process: nucleotide catabolic process. The transcript is spliced from 2 exons. NCBI's taxonomy places the organism in Eukaryota, Fungi, Ascomycota, Eurotiomycetes, Eurotiales, Aspergillaceae. Bases 1 to 1752 code for a protein of 583 amino acids. Gene Ontology annotation, cellular component: cytosol. Gene Ontology annotation, molecular function: hydrolase activity.
AUGCGAGACAAAGCGACAGACGACAAGCUUGAUCUUCUGCUAAUUGAUACUGGGGAUUUGCAUGAUGGGAAUGGCCUCAGCGAUGCAACCGAUCCCAACGGCAAAGUUACGAAUCCCAUCUUUGAAAAUAUUGACUACGACCUUCUUACCCCGGGAAAUCACGAGCUGGGCGUCGCCGAAGUGGCGUACGAGACAUUCAACAAUUUCACCAAGGUUUAUGGUGACAAGUACCUUGCAAGUAAUGUUGACAUUUGUACCAAUUGCCAGCAAGGCACUCCGAGCACAAAGGAAUGGGCGCCAAUGGCCAACAGAUUCCGAUAUUUCAAGACGACACAUGGUCUACGUAUUAUGGCAUUUGGAGUGAUCCUGGAUUUGACAAACAACGACAAAGCCAUGACCAGAAUCCAGCCAGCGGCAAACAUGAUAGAGGAAGACUGGUUUAAGAAUGCCAUCAAUCGAACGGAUAUAGAUCUUUUCGUGCUCAUUGGACACAAUCCUGUGAAGCCUGGAAUCCCCAAAUCCGAAAGCUCAUUCCCUCUUAUCAUGCAGACUCUCCGGUCACAGCGUCCUGAAAUUCCUGUGCAGGGAUUCGGAGGCCACACGCACCGCCGUGACUUUCACAUUUACGACAAUAUGUCCUCGGCUAUAGAAUCGGGCAAAUACUGCGAUACUGUGGGCUGGGUCUCCUUGGAUGGUAUAGAAUCGCAUUCAGGCCAAAAAACGGCAGGCACUGAAGUUAAGGAUGCUCUUGUCAACGAAGGUAGCAUAAUUCGAGCGGACAAUACAUCUUGCCCUCAAACUAAAGAAUUCGAUCUGAAAUUAACCCGUCGGUGGUUGGAUUGGAAUCGACUCACUUUCGCCUAUCACGCGGUUGGGUCCCAAAACAAGUUUAACACCGCGAAGGGGCUCCAAGUCACACAAGGGAUCACAGAUGACCGAAAUAGCCUCAAUUUGACAUUUGUCUACGGUUGUGCGCCACGAUCAUAUUGCAUUUCGUGCAAACCCUAUGGUGAUGAGGGCAAUAUCUAUACUUUGGUGCAAAAGGCCGCUGCGGCUACUGUGAUUAAUCCGGAUCGUGAGAACAAGUCGAGAAUGAUCAUUGUGAAUCAAGGAGCCAUUCGAUACGACCUUGUCCAAGGUCCCUUCACCGUGGAUGAUUCCUACAUUGUCUGCCCUUAUACGUCUACCUUCAAAUACAUCCCCGACGUCCCCUAUUCCCUUGCCUCUAAAGUCCUCGACGGCAUAACUGAAGCAAAAGCAAAAGCAAACGCAAAUUCCAAACGAUCAAUGUCCGUGGACAUGAUAUCAAGUCAAAUGCUCGGUUAUGACGAGUGCGAAAACCCCUCAUUCCAUAGCCUGAACGGAACAACCGACCUUGUCAAACCGAAAACCCUAUACCGUCGUGUACUUGACGAGACAGCGCUCACCCCUGGAUACACCACCUGCGAUGAUCUUGGAGAUGAUGGGGAUGAUAGUCCACACUCUGAAAUCCCUGCUUAUGACCAGCCGUAUUAUAUUCAAGCUACCGCUGCGUUCCCCAACAGCAGUGAACCAAAUACCACGGACGUGAUUUUCUCGGACUUUCUUGCUGGGCCUAUCAUUGCUGCGUUGAAUGCUGCACACCCGACCACUAACUAUACGACGAACGACACUCAAAUCUACCUUCCGACGAGUUUUACGACGAAUAGUUUCAUUCCCAAGUAUGCUACUAUUGCAUGGAAAAACGACACGAACUGCGCUGUUGGAGGAUAA